This is a messenger RNA of Betta splendens (Siamese fighting fish), 2911 nucleotides long. RefSeq lists its product as uncharacterized. The transcript is spliced from 5 exons. The record is from RefSeq and is a predicted model, not a curated record. NCBI's taxonomy places the organism in Eukaryota, Metazoa, Chordata, Actinopteri, Anabantiformes, Osphronemidae. Gene Ontology annotation, molecular function: protein binding. The coding region runs from base 487 to 2433 and encodes 648 amino acids.
GGGCGGAAGUUUAACGUUGCCUUAAUCCGGUUCAGACAUGACAAGUGCGGCCGACGGAAGCUGAACUCAGUCCGAAAUUUGGGCUCAUAAGGUUUCAAAAAGCACACUGUGCACUGUUUCGCCACCGAGCCGGAGCCCUGUGCUGGCUACCAUGCCGGAGUGCUUUGUGCUACGACGUGAAGCCUCUGCGGAGGAGGGGAACUGUUCCUUUGUGAGCUAGUUUUGGUUCGACAGUGUGUGGUGAUGUUGUACGAGGGGCUGGAUGAGCAACGAGUAGCCUGACGCGUCUUCACCGCAGGCCGGGACCAGUCCUGCAGCAAAGCCCAGAGGUCUGAGGGAGCCACAUGGAAGGCAGGAAAGCGCCUGCAAGCCUCCGGUAUUAACCGCUACCUGGACACGGUUAGCCUGCUGCAAACUGCACCACCAAUUCCUGCGAAAAGUGAGACCAGAACAGCUUUCACGGUGGAAACGAGAAGAAGAGCAAAGAUGAAUGCUGUGCGUGGGGGCACAGUCACUUGGCGUCCCCAGCCAUGGCAGGAUGGGGACGGAGGAGGAGGGGAGCCUCUGUCCGACAGCGACUCAGAGGAGGAGGACUUCCCUGAUGACAGCACCACCCCGCUGGGAGACUACAUCACACAUGGACUGAAGCAGCUCCUGGAUGCUCAGCAGUUGUGUGAUGUUACUCUCCUAGUUGAAGGAAAGAAGUUCAUGUGUCACAGGGUUCUCUUAGCAGCUGUGAGCCCCUACUUCCGGGCCAUGUUCACCAGCCCUCUGGUGGAGUCCCGCCUCACUGAAAUCCGCCUGGAGGAAGUGACGCCAUCCGUCAUGGAGACCGUCAUACAGUUUGUGUACACUGGUGAGGCAGGGCUCUCCCUGGACACGGCUGAGGAUCUGUUUGUGGCUGCCAACCGGCUUCAAGUCAUGCCUCUUCAAGACCUGUGCUCCAGGUUUCUGUUUGAGCACCUUUCGGUGGAUAACUGUCUGGGGAUGUACUCUCUGGCUCGUUCUCAUCACGACCAGCUGCUGCUGCGCGCCUCCCUACGACUGGUAGCCCAGCACUUCCCCCGAGUGGCCCGACAGAAAGAUUUCCUCCUGCUGGAUCACGGUACCUUAGGCAGCCUCCUGAGCUCAGACCGGCUAGGGGUGGACUCAGAGGCAGAGGUUUAUGAUGCAGCUCGCCGCUGGGCAGAGCACCAGCCCCUAGAUCGCUACGCUCACAUGCCUGCAUUGCUUCACCACCUGCGUCCAGGGCUUCUGUCACAAGAAGAGAGCCGAAGACUGAGCCAGGAGCUGGGGCCAGCUGCAGCAGGUGAGGGGCUCGGGGGGCCCCUCCGGCCACGGGAGGGCAUGUUUGAGAAGAAGAUCGUCUGUGUGGACCUGACACCUCGGGAAGAUGAAAACUUAGCGGCAAGAGAAAAUACAGUGGAUUGUUUUGACCCUCGGACAGGAAAGUGGGAAAAGUUAGCAGCACUGAGUUCACUUGUCAGUCCUGGCUGCACGGCUGUAGGCGACAGGCUGUUUGUAGCUGGAGGGAUCCUGCGAACAGGGUCUGUGUCUGCAACCGUCCAUGAAUAUGAUGCAGUGCUGGACCGCUGGAUAGAGCGGCCUUCAAUGGUCCAGUCCAGGGCUAUGCUAGGUCUGUUGGGCUGUGGAGAGUCACUCUAUGCCUUAGGUGGCUGUAACCGCUCAGCCCUGUUGGACUCCAGCGAGACUCUGGAGCUCACUACACUACAGUGGACUCCCGGACCUCGACUGCCGCUCCCUCUGCGCGCCUUUGCCUGCGCAGCUCUACGCGGACGACUUUACCUUCUGGGUGGCACCACGCUCGAACAGAACCGAGCCGUGGUCCACUCGGGCGUGCUUAUUUAUCACACUCUGACAGACUGCUGGACGCGUGUGGCACUGGACUCUGGUGCUACCUGCCUUGCUGGAGGAGUAGCAGUGCGAGGCGGAGUCUGUGCAAUAGGGGGAUACAUGAGGGACACCACCAAGUUCCUGGAUGGAAACUACACCAAUCUAGAGACUUUGGACGCCACAGGACGUGUGCUGUUUUUCAGAGAGGGAAGAGGGUCUGGGUUAGAGCGGGAGGUGACUGGGGGAGGGGUGCUGGUUACGGCAGAGCAGAGGGGCGGCGCAGGUGGUGGAAGUGACCGAGCCCCGAGUCCUGUGGUCUUUCCUGGCCUGCCGCGACGGAUCGCCUCUGGGGGCGUGGCCAGGUGGAAGAGGCGGAUUUAUGUUCUGGGUGGGGAAAACGGCUCACGGUUCUACGACAGCGUAUAUUGUUGGAAGCCUGGCUGGCGCAGCUGGGUCCAGAGACGUGAAAAACUCCCCGGAGACACUGGAGGGGUGAGCCAGUUUGGGUGUACCACUCUAAAAUUCCCUAAGAAACACAUCCUGUCCAGACUGAGACUAGCCAAAGAAAACUGCAAGUAGGACCGUUGAUGGGGAAUAGUACGACAGUAGCCGUUAAUGAGAGGGAGGGAUGAGCUUCAGGCGGAAUUAGCUUGAUUCAGAAGAAUGCCUUUUUAUACAAUUUGAGAUGGGGCACAGAGCAGGCCUAUAACAUCUGAUGAGAUCUAUUAUGCAUUGUCAAAUGUACAGGCAAAGAACAAGUGGAGCUAAAAAACUGGAUAAAAAGAUGCAACAAGCACCUGAAUGUAACUUACUCCAGUAGUUGUCAGGACUUAGAGAAGAAAGGGCCUUUUAUUUGUUUUAUCUAAGUGUAUUGUCAGCUUUUUUACUGGGGUAAUACUUGUAAGGCUGUUUGGAAAGUAUUUUAAUGCUGUGAAGUUUUAUUUUCUUUUUUGUUUAGUUUAGUUUAGACACAAGGAUGCUCAUACAUGUCUGACAAUGCUAUGUUCCACUGAUUUGCCUGAACUUGAAACUUCUAUUAAAGACUGAAACAAAGACA